Molecule: messenger RNA, 1752 nt
Organism: Zingiber officinale
Lineage: Eukaryota; Viridiplantae; Streptophyta; Magnoliopsida; Zingiberales; Zingiberaceae
Product: endoglucanase 13-like
Exons: 7
Coding region: 1-1752 (583 amino acids)
Biological process (GO): carbohydrate metabolic process
Molecular function (GO): hydrolase activity, hydrolyzing O-glycosyl compounds
Source: RefSeq, a predicted model, not a curated record
AUGUCUACUCGUCGAGGGUCGUGGAGCGGCACUAAGGUUGUCACGGGAGCCACAGUAGGUGACUGGAGUGUAGCGGGGAAUGAGGGAGAGUGGCGGCACGAGGCGGUCAUGGCUACUCAUGGUUGGCAGCGUCAGCAAGAGGGAGAAGCAGUGCUAGCAACAGCGUGGAGAAGAGAAAGGGGAGGAGGUUGCGACGUCGAGAUAGGAAGCGGUGACGGCGUUCACGAUGAAAGUCGCGUGGGUGAGGAGAAGGGGCGACCAAAGACGCCCGCCGACGAGAGAUCAAAGAGAGAGAUAUCGAUCAGUAUGGCGAUGAUCAAAGUUGUCCUUGUGCUGAUGUUGUGCCUUGCAGGGCAGGCGUUUAGCCAAAUCGACUACGGCAACGCUCUCACCAAAUCGCUGCUCUUCUUUGAAGCCCAGCGGUCGGGGAAGCUGCCGGCCAACCAGAGGGUGACUUGGCGCGGGGAUUCUGCCAUCGGAGACGGCAGUGAGGCCGGCGUCGAUCUCGCCGGAGGAUAUUACGACGCCGGCGACAACGUCAAGUUCGGCUUCCCGUACGCCUUCGCCGUAACCAGCCUGGCGUGGUCCGUCGUCGAAUUUGGCUCCCAGCUUCAAGCCAAGAACGAGUUGAAUAACGCGCUGGCCGCCGUGAAAUGGGGGACCGACUACCUCCUCAAGGCUCACGCCGGUCCCCAACUUCUCUACGUCGAGGUCGGCGACGGCAACUCCGAUCACGCAUGCUGGCAGCGGCCGGAAGACAUGACUACCCCGCGCACGGUUUAUAAAAUCGACGAAGCCAACCAUGGUUCUGACGUCGCGGCCGAGACCGCCGCCGCAUUGGCCGCCGCUUCAAUUGCCUUCAAGUCUUCCAACGCUGGCUACUCUGCCACUCUCCUCAGCCAUUCCAAGCAGCUAUUCGAUUUUGCGACGAACAACCGCGGUCUUUAUCAGAACAGCGUCCCAGUGGCCGGCGCCUUUUACAGCAGCAGCGGAGAUGAUGAUGAAAUAGUUUGGGCGGCCGCAUGGCUACAUCGGGCCACCGGAGAUCGGGCCUACUUGGACAUCAUCGGUAGAGGAAACCCCGGCGGCGUGCGGACGAUGUUCUCCUGGGACGACAAGUUCUUCGGCGCACAGCUCCUUGUCUCAAAGCUGAUCAUGGAGGGAGUGGUUCCCAAUGAGGGUUCAUGGGCGGCCUACAAGAGCAACGCAGACGCCUUCAUGUGCAACUUGGUGCAGAAGGGCAACGGCAACGUCAAGAAGAGCCCCGGCGGCCUCCUCUGGUUCAACCAAUGGGCCAACAGCCAGUACGUCACCUCCAGCUCGCUUGGCCUCGUCUCCCACGCCGACCAUAUCACCGCCGCAAAGGGCGCUUGGCUCCAAUGUCCCGGCGGCACUGUCUCUCCCCAACAACUCAUCGACUUCGCUCGAUCCCAGAUGGACUACCUUCUCGGUGCCAAUCCGAGCCAGAUGAGCUACAUGGUGGGAUUCGGUUCCAAUUUCCCCCGGAAGGUGCACCACAGGGGUGCCUCCAUUGUGUCCAUCAAGGCCAACCGAAACCCCAUCGAUUGCAAGGGCGGGUUCGAUUGGCUAAACAGUGGCUCCAACGAUCCCAACGUGCUUGAGGGUGCCAUCGUCGGCGGACCUGACGCAAACGAUGCCUACUCUGACUCCAGAAACAACUUCCAGCAGGCAGAACCUUCCAUAGGUGGUAACGCACCGCUCGUCGGUGUCUUGGCCAGGAUCGCCGCCUAA